CUACUUUAUACAGUGGGGCAAAACAUUUAUUCAGCCAAUGAUUGUGCAACUUCUCCCACUUAAAAUGAUGACAGAGGUCUGUCAUUUUCAUCAUAGGUACACAGAAUGUGAAAAAAAAAUCUAGGAAUUCACAUUUUAGGAAUUUUAAAGAAUUUAUUUGUAAAUGAUGGUGGAAAAUAAGUAUUUGGUCAACCAUUCAAAGCUCUCACUGAUGGAAGGAGGUUUUGGCUCAAAAUUUCACGAUACAUGGCCCCAUUCAUUAUUUCCUUAACACGGAUCAAUCGUCCUGCAAACUUAGCAGAAAAACAGCCCCAAAGCAUGAUGUUUCCACCCCCAUGCUUCACAGUAGGUGUGGUGUUCUUGGGAUGCAACUCAGUAUUCUUCUUCCUCCAAACACGACUGUCACACCCCGCCUGGGGUGAAGAUAAUGUAAUCUUUGCAAACUGGACUUUAAAUCAAGGAUGCCAAGGCACGCAGUGGUCACAGUUUACAAACAUUUAUUUAAAAUCCCAAAAAGUGUCAAGAGGUGAACAAAAACAGGAAGACAAAACACCCACAAUCUCAGUAGUUGGUUUGAUGUAUGAACCUCGAAACUCUUGGUCAGGACCGACAACCUCCUCUGGCAGUGACAGACAGCAGACUACAGAAACAUGACAUUUCCCCCACUUAAAAAGCCCAUAGCUGAGACCAAUUUGACAGGGGGAAUUAAGAAAUCAGUUAUUUUGUAAUUUACACCAUAAGUAACUAUCACAUGUCUAAAAAGUAUUCACAUUGUACUUUUGUAUUUGUAAAGCAGUCAUUUUUGUACCCAGUGUAUUCAGGCUUAGAAAACACAACUUUCAAAUGUCCAGUGUCCCUCUUCAACACCCAGUUACUGACAAUCAUGGUUUGGCCCAAAUUAGGCCUAAUUAGUCCAAGCAGGUGUGCUCACCUACAUAAAGGCCUCAGCCCCUUCCUGACUCUUUUAGCCACACCUUCAGAGCCAUGCUUUUCUCAACGAGAAACUGGCGGCGGUGGCGGAGGAGAUAUUCGGGGCCGUCGAAAAGACAAUAGACGAGUACAAAGAGGAGAUAUGCCGUAUGAAGGACCAGGAGAUAGGCCGCCUUAGGAUGCAGCUCAAACUCAUCAAGACAGAUCCAUGCAUUGGAGUAGAACUGCAGGAGCACACCCAUCACCACCAGCCUCCUCCUCCACCUCAGCAGCAGGAUGAAGCAGCAGCAGCAGCAGCAGACAUGGAGGCCCCACACAGUGAAGAGGAAGCCAGCAGCAGCAGUUUGGAGCAUUUUAAUGAGCCUGCUCGGGUGAAGACGGAGCCCCAAAGGAACCACAAGGAGUUCUGGCUGGGCCACGGCUCCGAGGAGCAGCUGGAGGAUUUGGAGUCGGACAUUAAAGACUUCAUGUCCACCGCCUCCAGCGUGAAGAACAGUUUGCAGGACCUCCCGGCUCUGCCCUUCUAUUUGUACCACAACAGCAUGGGCGAGGAGGGCAAGGAGAAGCCCUACGGCUGCAGCGUUUGCGAAAAGCGCUUCGCCAACUGCUCCCACCUGGCUGCUCACAUCAGGACGCACACGGGCGAGAGGCCCUACAGGUGUGACAUAUGCAGGAAGAGCUUCGUCACCACCAGUGCCCUCAACAGACACCAGACCAUACACACCGAGGGCAAACACUACGUGUGCAUUUACUGCAGUAAAGCCUUUAAAUGGAUGGAGUCUCUUGGCAGGCAUGUGAGAAUUGCGCACAAGAGACAUAACGCCCCUGAAUGACCUCACAUUUAUUUCAAAUAAGUAGUCAGUUUAAUUGUGUACACAAUUGAGGGUUUGAAUAGGGGUUCAUGGACUCAUGCGUCAGUAGUAAAAAGAACAAUCCAUCCAUUUUUGAUACUCUUUCGCUCCAUUGGGUUCAUCUGUAAGGUGAGGCCUUCCCCCAGCUGACAUUUGGGGCGAAAGACAGGGUUAGAACUUGCAAACGUCACACAUGAAUGUUCCAAUGGCGAUUUAAAGUCCUACUGAAAGCCACUACUAGCGACCACGCAGUCUGAUAGUUUAUAUAUCAAUGAUGAAAUAUUAACAUUGCAACACAUGCCAAUACGGCCGGUUUCCAUCCAUCCAUCCAUCUUCUUCCGCUUAUCCGAGGUCGGGUCGCGGGGGCAGCAGCCUAAGCAGGGAAGCCCAGACUUCCCUCUCCCCAGCCACUUAGUCUAGCUCUUCCUGGGGGAUCCCGAGGCGUUCCCAGGCCAGCCGGGAGACAUAGUCUUCCCAACGUGUCCUGGGUCUUCCCCGUGGCCUCCUACCGGAUGGACGUGCCCUAAACACCUCCCUAGGGAGGCGUUCGGGUGGCAUCCUGACCAGAUGCCCGAACCACCUCAUCUGGCUCCUCUCCAUGUGGAGGAGCAGCGGCUUUACUUUGAGUUCCUCCCGGAUGACAGAGCUUCUCACCCUAUCUCUAAGGGAGAGACCCGCCACCCGGUGGAGGAAACUCAUUUGGGCCGCUUGUACCCGUGAUCUUAUCCUUUCGGUCAUGACCCAAAGCUCAUGACCAUAGGUGAGGAUGGGAACGUAGAUCGACCGGUAAAUUGAGAGCUUUGCCUUCCGGCUCAGCUCCUUCUUCACCACAACGGAUCGGUACCGAUCCGUACCAGUACGGCCGGUUUAGUUUAUUAAAUUGCAAUUUUAAAUUUCCCGUGAAGUAUCCUGUUGAAAACGUCGCGGAAUGAUGACGCGUGACGUCACCGGUUGUAGCGGACAUGUUCCUCCAGCACCCCUCACGGCUAAAAGUCGUCUCUUUUCACCGCAUGAUUACACAGUAUUCUGGACAUCUGUGUUGCUGAAUCUUUUGCAAUUUGUAUAAUUAUUGAUGGAGAAGUCAAAGAAGAAAGAUGUAGGUGGGAAGCGGUGUAUUGCAGCUGCCUUUAGCCACACACACAGCCGGUGUUUCUUUGUUUACAUUCCCGAAGGGGAAGUUUUACUAUGGAACAGAGCGGUCAAGUGAACAUGGUUCCUGACCACAUGUCAACCAUAAGGUUUCGGUGAGAAAAUUGUGGUAAUAAGUCGGCUCUUACCGUAGACAUGAGCGGAGCUUGCGUCCUCCUACAGCUGCGGAUUCUCUUACUUCCUCACACUGGAGAUACUGGCGGUCACCACACCCGUGGCCAUACCCCUCCGACUUUCAGGCACCAUAUAAUCUCACUUAAACACUAGUAACACAAUAAGCAGAUAAGGGAUUUUCCAGAAUGAUCCUAGUAAAUGUGCCUUUUUUUUUUCUCUUGUCCUUCACUCUCAUUAUCCUCAUCCACGAAUCUUUCAUCCUCGCUCAAAAUAAUGGGGAAAUCGUCGCUUUCUCGGUCCGAACCGCUCUCACUGCUGGUGGCCAUGAUUGUAAACAAUGUGAGGAGCUCUUCAACCUGUGACAUCACACGCACAUCGUCUGCUACUUCCGGUACAGGCAAGGCUUUUUUAUUAGCGACCAAAAGUUGCAAACUUUAUCGUGGAUGUUCUCUACUAAAUCCUAUCAGCAAAAAUAUGGCAAUAUCGCGAAAUGAUCAAGUAUGACACAUAGAAUGGAGCUGCUAUCCCCGUUUUAAAUAAGAAAAUCUCAUUUCAGUAGGCCUUUAAACUGUGAGGCUGGGGCGCUAACCCUUGCCUACUGUGGCCUAAACAUUGUGAUGAUAAUUCAUGCAUCCACACUCUAUACCAGUGGUUCUUCAAAUUUUAAACAAGUACACCUCAGAAAAAAACUACUCUGCAAGUACCACCAUAAUGACCAACAUUUAAAAAUACAGUACAGUAGUAGGCAUAAGUAGUCAUAAAACACAAUUUAAGAAGUAUAUUUCCUAUUUUUGGCUGUUAACAUUACAGACGGGCAACACGGUGGAGCAGGGGUUAGUGCAUGUGCCUCACAAUACGAAGGUCUUGAGUUUUCCUGGGUUUAAUCCCGGGCUCAGUAUCUUUCUGUGUGGAGUUUGCAUGUCCUCCCCGUGACUGCGUGAGUUCCCUCCGGGUACUCCGGCUUCCUCCCACCUCCAAAGACAUGCACCUGGGGAUAGGCCCCUCCCACCUCCAAAGACAUGCACCUGGGGAUAGGCCCCUCCCACCUCCAAAGACAUGCACCUGGGGAUAGGCCCCUCCCACCUCCAAAGACAUGCACCUGGGGAUAGGUUGAUUGGCAACACUAAAUGGUCCCUAGUGUGUGAAUGUUGUCUGUCUAUCUGUGUUGGCCCUGCGAUGGGGUGGCGACUUGUCCAGGGUGUACACCGCCUUCCGCCCGAUUGUAGCUGAGAUAGGUGCCAGCGCCCCCGAGACCCCAAAAGGGAAUAAGCGGUAGAAAAUGGAUGGAAUAUAAUAAUAAUAAUUGUAUGCAUGUUCCAUAACCAGGGUGUACGCCGCCUUCCGCCCUAAUGCAGCUGAGAUAGGCUGAGUAGAAAAUGGAUGGAUGGAACAUUACAGACAGUUUUAACAGUAACACUGUAUUUGAAUAUAGGAAAAUCAAACUACUUCAAUCAAGUCAUUAUUUGCAUAGCAUGGUUUGAGAAUCACUGCUCUACACAACUGUGUAUACAAUACAAACAUGUCAUGCUGAUGUUCUGACCACUGUACCACUGUACUGCCCUAAACAUAAUAUUUGUAAAGUCCAAUUUAAUGAUUAAAAUAAACAAGUGGCAUCUAUUUAAAAAGAGAGUUUGUAUUGUUCUCCAGUAAUAGUUUAGGCUUUAAAGAAGAAAAUGCCAAAAUUGACUACAAACCCUGUUUCCAUAUGAGUUGGGAAAUUGUGUUAGAUGUAAAUAUAAACAGAAUACAAUGAUUUGCAAAUCCUUUUCAACCCAUAUUCAGUUGAAUAUGCUACAAAGACAACAUAUUUGAUGUUCUAACUCAUAAACAUUUUUUUUUUUGCAAAUAAUCAUUAACUUUAGAAUUUGAUGCCAGCAACAUGUGACAAAGAAGUUGGGAAAGGUGGCAAUAAAUACAGAUAAGGUUGAGAAAUACUCAUCAAACACUUAUUUGGAACAUCCCACAGGUGUGCAGGCUAAUUGGGAACAGGUGGGUGCCAUGAUUGGAUAUAAAAGCAGCUUCCAUGAAAUGCUAAGUAAUUCACAAACAAGGAUGGGGUGAGGGUCACCACUUUGUAAGCAAAUUGUCGAACAGUUUUAGAACAACAUUUCUCAACGAGCUAUUGCAAGGAAUUUAGGGAUUUUACCAUCUAUGGUCCGUAAAAUCAUCAAAAGGUUCAGAGAAUCUGGAGAAAUCACUGCACGUAAGCGAUAAUAUUACGGACUUUUGAUCCCUCAGGCGGUACUGCAUCAAAAACAGACAUCAGUGUGUAAAGGAUAUCACCACAUGGGCUCAGGAACACUUCAUAAAACCACUGUCAGUAACUACAGUUGGUCGCUACAUCUGUAAAUGCAAGUUAAAAUUCUGCUAUGCAAAGCAAAACCCAUUUAUCAACAGCACCAAGGAACACCGCUGGCUUCGCUGGGGCCGAGCUCACCUAAGAUGGACUGAUGAAAAGUGUUCUGUGGUCUGACGAGUCCACAUUUCAAAUUAUAUUUGGAAACUGUGGACGUGGUGUCUUCCGGAACAAAGAGGAAAAUAACCAUCCGGAUUGUUAUAGGCGCAAAGUGUAAAAGCCAGCAUGUGUGAUGGUAUGGGGGUGUAUUAGUGCCCAAGGCAUGGGUAACUUACACAUCUGUGAAGGCACCAUUAAUGCUGAAAGGUCCAUACAGGUUUUGGAGCAACAUAUGUUGUCAUCCAAGCAACGUUAUCAUGGACGCCCCUGCUUCUUUCAUCAAGACAAUGCCAAGCCACGUGUUACAACAGCGUGGUUUCGUAGUAAAAGAGUGCGGGUACUUUUCUGGCCCGCCUGCACCUGUCUCCCAUUGAAAAUGUGUGUCGCAUUAUGAAGCGUAAAAUACGACUAAAGCUCUACAUAGAAAGAAUUCCGCUUUCAAAGCUUCAACAAUUAGUUUCCUCAGUUCCCAAACGUUUAUUGAGUGUUGUUAAAAGAAAAGGUGAUGUAACACAGUGGUGAACAUGCCCUUUCCCAACUACGUUGGCACGUGUUGCAGCCAUGAAAUUCUAAGUUAAUUAUUAUUUGCAAAAAAAAAAAAUAAAGUUUAUGAGUUUGAACAUCAAA
Nerophis ophidion (straightnose pipefish) is the source of this 6126-nucleotide messenger RNA. RefSeq names its product adult enhancer factor 1-like. Gene Ontology annotation, biological process: regulation of transcription by RNA polymerase II. Gene Ontology annotation, molecular function: DNA-binding transcription factor activity, RNA polymerase II-specific; RNA polymerase II transcription regulatory region sequence-specific DNA binding. The transcript has 3 exons. Lineage: Eukaryota; Metazoa; Chordata; Actinopteri; Syngnathiformes; Syngnathidae. The record is from RefSeq and is a predicted model, not a curated record. The coding region runs from base 1080 to 1763 and encodes 227 amino acids. Gene Ontology annotation, cellular component: nucleus.